CAAGUCGCGCCAAAACUCUCCAUCUGUGCGGUGUAGCAGAGACGACCCGACCGCGCAUUUUAACGUUGUUCCGACUUCAAGUUUGCUGUUUACUUACUUACCUCCCACCCUACCUACCCAUUCUUCGCAUGGUUACCGACACCUGCACUGACACACUCUCUUGCUUCACUCGGCUCUCAAUCCAUCCCCACCUUCGAAGCAGCGACCCGCCCCUUCCGCCCCGCCCUUUUCCAUCUUCUUGUCUUGCCUGCUUACACGUCGGUGCGUUUUUCUGAACAAAACACGACACACACCCCCCCUUGGACAUGGCCGAAUGAUGCGACGAGUUGUCGUGACAGGUCUCGGUGCCAUCUCGCCUUUUGGUGUCGGCGUGCGCUCCACAUGGAAUCGUCUCUUGGCUGGCCAGUCUGCCAUCACCAGCGUGGCCAACUUGGAGCCGCAAAGCCGCUGGAAAGAUCUGAAGAGCACAGUUGCUGGCGUAGUCCCCAGCCAUGGCUCAGAUCCAGACCAUUGGCGGCCUGACGACUGGCUGGAUGCCACGGAACAGCGUCGCAUGUCUAGGUUUGCCCAGUAUGCCGUGGCAUGUGCUGAGAUGGCUAUGAAAGAUGCUGGGUGGCAGCCGUCCUGCCAGGACGACCAAGAGGCCACGGGCGUCUGCCUCGGAAGCGGCAUAGGAAAUCUUGAAGAGAUCUACGAAACGAGCUUGGCAUUUGACCAACAAGGCUACAAGAAAGUUUCGCCGCUAUUCGUCCCCAAGAUUCUCGUCAACUUGGCUGCUGGCCACAUCUCAAUAAAAUAUGGGCUCCGGGGACCGAACCAUGCCGUCACAACCGCUUGUACCACUGGCGCCCACUCCAUUGGGGAUGCCAUGCGGUUUAUUGCUUUCGGGGACGCGGACGUCAUGGUCGCUGGUGGUACUGAAUCUUGCAUCCAUCCCCUAACCUUUGCCGGUUUCGGAAGGGCAAGGUCCCUCUCCACGGCCUACAACCACGACCCCCACGCCAGCUGCCGUCCCUUUGACCGCGACCGCAACGGUUUUGUCAUCUCGGAGGGGUCGGCAGUUUUGGUGCUGGAGGAACUCGAGCACGCCAAGGCUCGGGGCGCUCGUAUCUACGCGGAAGUGAGGGGUUACGGCUGCAGCGGCGAUGCCCAUCACAUGACAGCCCCGCGCGAAGACGGCCAUGGAGCUUUCCGCGCCAUGAAGCUUGCCCUCAAAAACGCCGGCGUUCGACCGGAGGAGGUGAACUACAUCAACGCGCACGCCACUGGGACGCAGGUGGGCGACGCGGCAGAGGCUUCCGCGAUACGACUCAUCAUGACAGGCGAGGAGGGUUACGCGGACGAGUCGUGUGUCACGGUGAGCAGCACCAAGGGUGCCGUCGGCCAUUUGUUAGGGGCGGCUGGCGCCAUUGAGGCACUGUUCACCGUGCUAUCAGUCGCCGAGGAUAUCGUGCCACCCACGCUGAAUCUCGAAAACCCGAACGUCGGGGGAUCCAUGAAUCUCGUGCCGCUCCAAGCGCAGACCAAACGGGUUGACAAUGCUAUCUCUAACAGCUUCGGCUUCGGCGGCACGAAUGCCUCGCUUGUUUUCUCCAAGCUUCACUAGAGCGAGGAGAGCGGUGCCGAUGCAGCCAGAAGAACCUAGCGAUGACAGGCGUAUCCACGUUUUAUCGAGAAUUGGCUCAUACUUUUUGGUUUUGGUUUUUGCAUGUCUGUUUGCUUUACUUUGAAGAGCUAAUUAUGGAGCCUGAGUAUCGUACAACUCGAAUGAUUGGACUACGGAGUUCUAAUAAAUAUACUUGCCGGUGGGCGUGCGUGGUCCGCAUGCGUGGCCAGUAUCUGUCAUGAGUAGGUAGCAGCAUGAGAUGAAUUUGGCGAACACCAUCUCCGACGUAAAAGUGUGAACAAGGAAAGGAACAUGUCCAAACUGAGAUACAAGCAAGGAAGACCAAGCCCAAAGCUGAGAUGGGUGGCCAAGGUAGACCCUCGUAAGAUCGCACAGGACAACUACUCGGAAAGAUGAGCGCACAUCCAAAGUAAGCCGUAAACCAUAUAGUAAUAAUGUGGUUG
Messenger RNA from Colletotrichum navitas, 2070 nucleotides. Its product is annotated as thiolase-like protein. The transcript has 3 exons. Lineage: Eukaryota; Fungi; Ascomycota; Sordariomycetes; Glomerellales; Glomerellaceae. The record is from RefSeq and is a predicted model, not a curated record. Bases 314 to 1606 code for a protein of 430 amino acids. Gene Ontology annotation, cellular component: mitochondrion. Gene Ontology annotation, molecular function: 3-oxoacyl-[acyl-carrier-protein] synthase activity. Gene Ontology annotation, biological process: fatty acid biosynthetic process.